Paramecium tetraurelia is the source of this 1032-nucleotide messenger RNA. RefSeq lists its product as uncharacterized. The transcript is spliced from 3 exons. NCBI's taxonomy places the organism in Eukaryota, Ciliophora, Oligohymenophorea, Peniculida, Parameciidae. The record is from RefSeq and is a predicted model, not a curated record.
AUGUAUCCGUAACCCAUAGCUAGUGCCCCAGUGUAAUCUGUGGUCUUAGGAACCAGCGGUAUUCAAAGACCACCUUUCCAACCUUAUUAAUCACCAAUUAAGGUUCCAACAGGAUAGUCGAUUUACACUUAAUAAGGAAUUUAGAAUUAAUACAUUCAAAAUCAAUAGGUGAAAACAGUUUAGACCCAUCACAUGCAUCACACACAUGAAUAUAAGAUACCCUAAUAUUAAUAUUAAUAAAGAUCGCCUUAAUAGGUGCAACCUUAACAAUUAGCUACUCCACCUCCUUAAUAGCCAGAAAUAAAUGAACUAUAUCAUGUGGAAAGAGAAAUGCAAGUGCUUUCAGUUGAGGAUGUCGAAGAGCCAUGGAAGAAGAAAUGUGUAGAAUUAGAAGUCAAGAUUUAUGACUUAUAAACAGAAUUGGCACGAUAUAAGAAUUAGGGUUAAGAAUUAAAGGUCACUUCUAAUGAAGAGUUUUAAGUUAGAGAAUUGGAAGCUAAAAUAAAGAUGAUGAAGGAUAUUGAAGAUGGAUUAAGAAAGGAAAUAUAAAAUUAAUAGAGUGAAAUCGAUUCAUGGAGAUAGAGAUAUUAAAAAUUGUAAUUAGAAUAUUAGUAAUUGUUGCAAGGAGGAGAUGAAGUAAGAUAAUUAAGAGAUGCAUUGGCAGAUAAAGAAAGACAAAUAUUGAAAUUAGAAGGAGCAUUGAAUCAACAAUUAAUGGAAAUGCAAAAUUAGAAUAGAGUCAUCUAAAAUAAAGAAUAAGAAAUUGGAUAAUAUAAAUAAAUGAUUCGCCAACUAGAAUCUGAAAUGAGUGAAUUCCAACAAACUAAUGAAAAAUUGAAAUACUAUUCAAAUGAAGCAAAUGUGUGGAAGGAAAAAUUCAUGAAAGCCAAUUAAGAUUAUCACACUGCUUAAGAAUAAUGUAUGAUGGCUUAAGCAGAAUUGGAUUCAUUGAAGAAACAAAAAACCAUAACCACAACAGAGAAAACAACUUCAAUCUAAUAAAAUAAUGUAAGAAGACAAUAAUAAUAUUGA